Molecule: messenger RNA, 5068 nt
Organism: Erpetoichthys calabaricus (reedfish)
Lineage: Eukaryota; Metazoa; Chordata; Cladistia; Polypteriformes; Polypteridae
Gene: setdb1a
Product: SET domain bifurcated histone lysine methyltransferase 1a
Biological process (GO): heterochromatin organization; negative regulation of gene expression
Cellular component (GO): nucleus
Molecular function (GO): protein binding; zinc ion binding; histone H3K9 methyltransferase activity
Source: RefSeq, a predicted model, not a curated record
CUUGAAGCCUAUUGGCUGCCAUGAGGAGGACUUGAUCGAGGCCGUCGACAGACGAGAUGGGGCAGAGGAUGUGUGAUGAUAUACGUUUAUAUUAACAUAUAUAUGCUUCUCAAGUAUCAUUUGUCAUAUGUAUCUGCCUUCUUGUGUUUGCAACGAAAAAGCGGACUAACUUCCUGAAAAUAUCAAUGAAAAUACCCCGAAACCCAAUCUCCUCUACAUAGAAGCUGUGACUGUGUUACAAACAGUGAUGGAUUCCCCUGUAGAGGGAACCAUGCUGGAGCAGGAAGUGGUAGAAGAGCUGGGAAUCUCUAUGGAAGAGCUGCGCAAAUGGAUUGAUGAAGAAGUGGAAAAAUGCGAGUACUUCAAAGAAAAAAAAGCACAGUUAACAGAACUAGAAAACUGGGUUGUACAGAAGGAGGCAGAAGCGGCCUCUGUUGAGAAACUUUUUGGAGAUGCCUCACAGUCUGUUAUAGACUGUGAAUCUUUAAUUAAGGACCUCUAUAAGAAGAUGGGAUUAAGUUAUAGGGAGAGCAGCUCUGAAGACGAGAGUCCAGCAGUAAAAAUGAAACCUUCAGAAAUAAUUGAGAUUGAUGACGACGAUGAUGACGACGAUGAUGUUGGUGCAGUCGAGUGUGUCACACCUGCUACUAAACCACCUCCGACAACCACAGCAAAAAUUGCUACAAAGGAUUCAUCACUGUUUAAAGAUACCGUGGCUGCUUUAAAAAAAUCUGCCCAGGAUGUGCAAAAACUUGUUGAUGCUACUACCAAAAAAACCCCAGAACCUCCUUCUACCUCCCUGCUGAGGGGAACAACAACAAACAGAGGUGGCUUAACAACUGUGACUCCCUCAACUCCAACAACAGUUGUAGUGUCUCGUGGACCUCCAAUGCAACAGCCAGAUAAGAACUCUAACCCAGAAGGAGAGUUGGUACUCGGCAUGAGAAUUUUGGGCAAGAAGAGAACAAAGACAUGGCAUAAAGGAACACUAAUUGCCAUCAAUCCUGUCAGUACUGGAAGCUUCAAAUAUAAAGUGAAAUUUGACAACAAGGGAAAAAGUUUGCUUUCUGGAAAUCACGUGGCUUUUGAUUACCACCCUACAUUGGACAAGCUGCAUGUAGGUGCCCGUGUUGUGGCCAAGUAUAAAGAUGGGAACCAAGUAUGGCUGUAUGCUGGUGUUGUUGCUGAAAUGCCCAACAGCAAGAACAGAAUGAGGUUUCUUAUUUUUUUUGAUGAUGGAUAUGCUUCAUAUGUUAGUCUUCCGGAACUAUACCCUAUCUGCAGACCAUUGAAGAAGACUUGGGAAGACAUUGAAGAUGCCUCCUGUCGUGACUUUAUUGAGGAAUACAUUACUGCUUAUCCUAACCGUCCAAUGGUGCUCCUGAAAGCUGGCCAGUUAAUCAAGACAGAGUGGGAAGGUACCUGGUGGAAAUCCCGUGUGGAAGAAGUUGAUGGCAGCCUAGUGAAAAUCCUCUUCCUGGAUGAUAAGAGGUGUGAGUGGAUCUAUCGUGGUUCUACACGUCUAGAACCCAUGUUCAACCUGAAGAUGAACACGGCUAACUUUCAGGAGAAGAAACAAGCAGGACUGCAACGUACAAGACCUAAUAUGGGUGCCGUAAGGGCUAAAGGUCCUGUUGUGCAGUAUACCAAGAACCAAGCAGUACCACUACCAGCACCCUGGCAAAACCAACGUCUACAUCAACUCAAGCACAAGGGUCAGCAGCUUAGCCCUGACAGUCAGGUGUCAUCACAGAGCCGGAACAAGCAGCAGGUAGCAAAGAAAAGUACCUCCUCCAUUCCUCAACGGACAUCCCCCUUCAUCAUCAACAACUGUACCUGUAGAAAAUCAAACAGUUACUCGGACACUUAUUCCAACUUCGCAUCCUAUUUUCUAGUUCCACUUGUAAAGAUGUAUUUCUUAUUGCAAACAACAGGUCCCAUUCAACAGGCUAUACCCCUGCAGCAGCCAUUACAACAGCCUGCACAGCAUCUUCAAAAUCCUCAGUCAACAGUAGUACAGCAGCAGUCCCAGAUAACAGUCCAAUCAACAUCUCAAGUUUACCAUUCCAUGAGUGAUCGUAUUCCUUUAGAACCAUCUUACCAGGCCCCUACAGAGAAGCUGUUCUAUGUACCACACCAGUGCAGCCUAGCCUGUCUUGACCGCCUACGACCCCGAAAGCUGGACCAAUACAGAAGCCGGAACCCACUACUUAUUCCAUUGUUGUAUGACUUCCGACGUAUGACAGGACGCCGACGAGUCAACCGCAAAAUGUCAUUCCAUGUUAUCUACAAAGCACCUUGUGGGCUGAGCCUUCGCAGCAUGCUUGAGAUUGAACGUUAUAUAUUUGAGACCCGAUGUGAUUUUGUUUACUUGGAGAUGUUCUGCUUAGAUCCUUAUGUUUUGGUGGAUCGACGCUUUCAACCUCAAAAGCCAUUUUAUUUCAUACGGGAUAUUACAUAUGGAAAAGAAGAUGUCCCUCUUUCUUGUGUUAAUGAAAUAGACAUGACACCACCUCCCAGUGUUGCCUACAGUAAAGAACGUAUACCUGGUAAGGGAGUUUACAUAAACACCAAUGCAGAUUUUUUGGUGGGAUGUGACUGCACUGAUGGAUGCAGAGAUAGGUCUAAGUGUGCUUGCCACCAACUGACUUUACUGGCAACAGCAUGUACACCAGGAGGACAGAUAAAUGCACAUGCUGGAUACCAAAAUAAAAGACUUGAAGAGUGUCUUCCUACCGGGGUAUAUGAAUGCAAUAAACGCUGCAAGUGUAACCAUCAGAUGUGUACCAACCGCCUGGUACAACAUGGUUUGCAAGUGAGACUUCAGCUUUUUAAGACACAGAAUAAGGGGUGGGGUAUUCGUUGUUUGGACGAUAUUGCCAAAGGUUCCUUUGUCUGCAUUUAUGCAGGUAAAAUAUUAACAGAUGAUUUUGCAGACAAGGAAGGCUUGGAAAUGGGUGAUGAAUAUUUUGCCAAUCUUGACUACAUUGAGAGUGUAGAGAAUUUCAAAGAGGGAUAUGAAAGUGAUGCCAAGUGUUCCUCUGAUGGCAGUGGUGUAGACAUUAAAGGUGGAAGCAAUGCAGGUGAUGGGGGUGCAGAUGAUGGAGAUGGACAAGGUGAAGAAAAUAGCAGCUCAGAGGAAAAUGAAGAAGAAGAUUCGAAUGAAGAUGAUGAUGAUGAUAGUUCAGAUGACAAUUUUUGUAAAGACGAGUACCUUAGUGCCAGUUCAGUUUGGCGCAGUUAUGCUACACGAAGGCAGACUCGUGGAAUGAAGGAAGGGGGUGGUGCUUCCCAAGAUAACAAAGAGAGUCUGUCAAGGCAGACUAGUCAAGAUGACAGCAAGCCACCUAUAUCAGAAGAGACUGGAAAGAAUAAGGUGGCAUCCUGGCUGAGCUCAAACAGCAUUGAUUGUUCUUCUGUUGAUUCUGAUAGUCGUUCUUCGUUUAAAAUGGGAGACACAAAGAAAGAGCUAGGAGCAGAAAAAACUUCCUCUUUGUCAUCUUCCAAAAUCAAGCAAGAAGGCUCUGAAAUCGAUGUUAAGCAGUUCAAAAAGGAACUUAAGAUAGAUAAGGAUUCUGAUGAACAGAAGACCACAUUGGUGUAUGAAAGUCCCCGAGCCUCCACAAAGGUCGAGGGUGUUCGCCGCCCACUCACAAAGCCAAACUUUUUUCAAAACCGCAGGAACUCUGGAGCACAGCAAAGCACCGAUGAUGUAAUGACACUUUCUAGCUCUGAUAGCGAAGGAGGAAGGAAAAGAAGAAGCAGUGCAGCUCAAAACACAGGCAAUGAUAGUGAUGAUAUCCAGACGAUAUCGUCUGGGUCUGAAGAGGAGGACAAAAAGGAGAACAAUGGAGUAGCCGAUAGUACAGGGCCUGUUAAGCGUCAGGUAGCUGUGAAAUCAACCCGUGGCUUUGCUCUCAAGUCCACACAUGGGAUUGCAAUCAAAACAAGCAAUAUGGUUUCUUCAGACAAAGGAGAUGGAGCUACUGCAUGGAAAAAUACAAGGCAGUUUUAUGACGGCGAAGAAUCCUGCUACAUCAUCGAUGCCAAACUUGAAGGCAAUCUUGGCCGCUACCUCAAUCAUAGCUGCAGCCCCAAUCUUUUUGUCCAGAAUGUCUUUGUGGACACUCAUGAUCUGAGGUUUCCUUGGGUUGCAUUCUUUGCUAGCAAGAGGAUCCGUGCUGGUACUGAGUUAACCUGGGACUAUAACUACGAGGUGGGUAGCGUGGAGGGGAAGGAGCUGCUGUGCUGCUGUGGCUCCACUGAGUGCCGGGGACGUCUUCUGUGAGCACCUCCUCUCCCUCUGUGGCCUCGCUCUGCGCACAGUCCAGCACCCAGCUGGCAUUCUCAAAAACUGUGACAGGGAUGCAUGUGUUGGUUCAAGCAUCCUCCCCUUCAAAAUUAAUCUUCUCCCACGUGUAAGCAACUGCAUCAAGCUUGACAGUAUGUUUUGCUUACUCGGGGUUUUAUUUUUUAUACAAUUAAAAUGUCUCUCUAUAUAUAAAUGUGUACACCAUUACAAGUGUCAUCUCUGUGGUCGUUGUAAGGUGUACAUUUCUGUGUUACGAAGGUGGCUGCUCACACAUUUCUUCCUCUUAGUAGUGUUUUGUCUUUCACUAGAAGACCAUUAUUCUUUGUUAAAAUAAAAGAGAAUUUUGAUACCAUUCAUUUUUUUGAAAUUCCACGCAAGCAACUAAUUGUAUUACACCUGGAUCAGCCAGGAUCAUAAAUGAGGAGGUUUAAUUUUUAAUGGACAACUCAAAAAUACAAAGUUAUCAUCAAUGGUUGAUUUCUUCUCCCGUCUCAUGCGAGGUUUGGCCAGCUGUCAGAUGUGCUACUGAGCGUCCUGUCAAUAUUUACUAUGGGUGUCCUAAACACACACACAGGGGCAAAGAGGGGACACACCUCUACUUAACAAUAAAAAGGCCCAGUGGUGGUGUGCAGAAGACCUUCUGGAUAGUGGCUAGCUUUGCAGAUGCAAACUGUCUGAAAUAACUUUAUAGAACAAAUGGGGGUCUCUGCCGGCCUUUCAUAGCCCUUUGUCUUUUUAUUUGGCUCAACAGUGACA